Ostertagia ostertagi is the source of this 381-nucleotide messenger RNA. The record is from the annotation of a GenBank genome assembly. NCBI's taxonomy places the organism in Eukaryota, Metazoa, Nematoda, Chromadorea, Rhabditida, Trichostrongylidae.
AUGAAUAUUUUGGCCACUUAUCACCCUACAGAUAAAGAUUACGGCAGUAUGAAGAUUGAUGAGCCUAAGACUCCGUAUAAUUACUCCGACUGUGAAUCAGAGGGUGACGAAGCCUCUUCUGCUCAGGCUAGUCGGCCUCGUCGAGUGUCACUCGGCGGUGCGAUAGAUCCAGAAGAGGUGGCAGAAGGCCUCCACCAUGCAGGCAGUGGAUCUGUAAAAUCAAUUGGGUCGGGUACAGAUAGCGAUGAUGACGAGACUCAUCUCACUCCCGAACAGAUAGCGCACAAACGAGAGUUCGAGAAGAAAAGAAAGAUGCACUACAACGAAGGCGCAGCGCUGAAAGCGAUGAAGGCGCAACUGGAGGAUGAGGACAUGGAAUAG